This is a messenger RNA of Ostrea edulis (European flat oyster), 1858 nucleotides long. RefSeq names its product neuropilin and tolloid-like protein 1. Bases 876 to 1604 code for a protein of 242 amino acids. The transcript has 4 exons. Gene Ontology annotation, molecular function: protein binding. NCBI's taxonomy places the organism in Eukaryota, Metazoa, Mollusca, Bivalvia, Ostreida, Ostreidae. The record is from RefSeq and is a predicted model, not a curated record.
GAUUAAACAAGCAAAGUUGUACAACUCGAGUCCAUUAGAAAUAAUAACUAUUUUUGCGCAAUUGGAACUUGUAAAAAGUUGUACUAUCAUUUGCCUCCAGGGCAAACGUUACUCAAACAUUACAAAAACUUCGCUUAAUAGUAUUUUCCUUAGGGUGUCAUUGACACAAUUUUGCGUAAUCGUACAUAGGACUGAAAUUUUGAUAUAGUUGCUCAUCAUGAUCAUCGUGUUAAAAGUGUCUGACGAAUAACAUGUAACAAUUUAAAAUGAUUACAAAUAUGUAGUACCUCUCAUCUUUAGGAUUCCAUUCACAUACUGAUUGAUACAAAAAUGAAUAAGGCAUUAGUGUAGCUCCCUGCAUUACGCAUCUAUCAAUUCUAAAUUGGUUAGUCAUAUAAUGAUUAUAUAUAAGAACACAUGUAAACAUCCUCAGUAAAAUUUCGACAUCUGAAGGUAUAAGAUACAAAACAAACUUUCAAGCUUUCAGAUCAGUUUCGAUGGAAUAGACUAAUAUUGCAAUUCGUUUGACUGUACUGCAUUUAAAGAUAUUUUUUAAAAUUUUGAAAGAUAGUGCUCUGAACAGUAUGGAUGCUGUGUCCAAUAAAGUGUUGUGUUUUGUGAAAGCUUUAGUAGUGCUAUGUUUAAUCAGCUUUACAUCCACAAACGCUAUUCCAGAAUGUAAGUAUCAUGAUUGUUAGUAUUUAAGCUUGGGAAAACUAAGUAAUACUUUAAAUUUAUUGUAAAAUUUCAAACACCUGUAAAAUUGUCACGGUGUGCAUAUAGGAGAAAUUUUCAGUAACGUUUUUAUAAAUAAGAUGUUUUAAGCUGUAAACUUCGAAUAUAUUUUUCACCUGUGCUUCACUGAUUUAGAUUACAUGGAAGAAAGAUGCAAUGUGAACAAUAUUGUAAAUCUGGCCACUGAAUCUCACGAGUCGGUCCGGCUUCGUCUGACUAGAAAUCCGGCUUACACUAGGAACAUCAACUGUAUCAUGAUUGUCCAGCCUCCGCCGGGCAAAAAACUGAUUGUCCGGUUCAACGAAAUCGACAUCCAGCAGUUACAAAGUGGACAGUGUGUAGAUGCACUGAUCGCCAUAGACGGCCAAGAUCAAGUGUCGGCUAGACUUCUUCAAGGUACACCUCAACAAAUCUGCGGCCAGUCCAGACCUGCCCAGGCCUUUGUGACACAACAGGGACCCCUCCUCCUCAGAUUUACCAGUGGACAAACCAAUGUAGCAAGGAGGGGCUUCGAUCUCCUCAUAACUGCGUAUAAAGAUGGUCCCUGUGCAUCCAAUGAAUAUACUUGCCACAAUCAACGAUGUAUCAAUGAGAACCUACGCUGUUCAGGACUGGACCAUUGUGGUGACGGCACGAAGCCCUGUCCGCUGACCGCCGAGGCUAUAGCAGGAAUCGCCGUGGGCGGAGCCCUUCUUCUGAUCAUUAUCAUUGCCCUUAUUGUUUUCUGCGUGUGUAGACACAAAAGGAAGACGAAUUUUAGCGAGAAGGCGCAUGCUCACGACAACCGACGGAAUGGCUACGAACCAACAGUUGUGCACGGGGAAUCAAUCAAAAUUAACGGAAAUGGUGUCAGGGGCGUGGUCUAUUAAUCAACCAAUAACUCUAGCAGUGAAGACAGUGACUUCAGAUUUAUCUUAUUUGUUUUGUACUGUGAUAUACUGACAAUUUUUAACAUGUUUUUUUUUUUUUAUAUUGAACAUGGACUGAUUUUCAAAAUGUGUUUAGUCUCCCAUUCGUUGUCUCUGUUUAUUUGUCAAUGUGAUUUAUUAUGACCCAAAUGAAAACUGGAAUAUGUUUUUGUACUUUCUUAAAUUGUAUCUGCAAUAAAUUUUAAAACUCCACA